AGGAAAGGCUGCAAGUUUCACGCGACGCUGGCUGCCGAUGAACUCGCAUUGUUCAGGGUGUCCGGUUCCAACCCUGACACGCCUCUGUAAUCACAUGAUAGGAGAAUGGGAGAAGGACUUCUCUCUUGAAUUAUGGCGACAGUAACUAUCUGCGGGACCCGGGUUGAGCUGUUGUGUCAAAGUGACAAGUCGAGGAGCCGCACCGCGAACGCACAAGAAGGUGAAGAAGUGCGGAAAGUGGAACUUUGAUCGGACUCUCGCAUCUGCGCUGAUCCAUUUACCAGUAGCACGACUGCCAGUCAGAAAAGGCUGAGCAUCCUGGAGCAUCUUGUAGCAUACUUAAUGAAUUAAAGUUUUAAAAUGUCAUCAGAUGCUAGCCAUAUGCUGGAGGCUGCCUUGGAACAAAUGGAUGAUAUUAUUGCAGGUUCCAAGGCUGUAACGGAAUAUACCAACAGCAUGUUCGAUAUUGGUUCACCAGGGUACUUAGGCUCCUUGCAAGUCUUGCAGCUUGUUGAAGAACUGAAAAUGGCUUUGCAAUUUCUGUCCAAUGGUGAGGAAAAGGAGUCUUUAAGAGAUCAAAUUCCAGAGGCUACCAUUCUGUAUUUAACUGAAUGGUUAGAACGGGGCACGGUACAUCUUCGCUCACCUGUAAACAAUGAAACCUACCAAGAGCGACUGGCACGUUUAGAAGGAGAUAAGGAGUCACUGGUACUGCAGGUUAGCGUAUUAACCGACCAGGUAGAGGCUCAAGGAGAGAAGAUAAGAGACUUGGAGAGCUCUCUGGAGGAACACCACCACAAGCUUAACUCAACAGAAGAAAUGCUCCAACAGGAACUGCUGAGCAGGACAUCUCUUGAAACACAGAAACUGGAUCUCAUUGAUGAAGUUUCAAACCUCAAGCUGAAGUUAGUUGGCAUGGAAAAGGAACAGCGUGAUUGUGAAUACAAACAGCACAAGGCUGAGUCUGUGGUAAACCUGAUUAGUGAACUACAGGAGCAGAUGUGUAGAUUUCAGCAGGAGAUCAAUAUCCGAAUCCUGGAAAAAAAUGCACAGGAACACAGACCUGCUGAAUAUAAAGAUAAGGAGCUACAGCAAGACACAAAUCCCACCCUGAAUGUUUCUAGUUAUGGACUGCAUUGUUACUGUGGUGGGGAGAAAGGUUUACUGCAAGAACUGAAGAUGCUGAAAAAUAAAGUUGUGGAGCUAGAGGGGGAAAAGUCACAAUAUGAACGGAAACUCAAAGCCACUAAGCUUUCUAUUUCUUAUUCCCUCCAUGUCUGUUACCAGUCCUUAAUGACCAAGCUUUCUAGCCUGAAACUGACAGUUGAACAGAUGCAGGUAGAGAAACAGCACUGGGAGGAGAAAUACAGAAUUGCUCAGGCUGAAAUAAUGAAUCUUCAGCAGCAGUUAGAAACAAAAGAUGCUGAAAUUGAAAGUCUGCGAAAUCAGAUGGCACUCAGAGUCCCUACACAAUGUGACAGUACAGAGAGAGAGGAGGUUUAUAGGAGAAGGCUGAAAGAAAAACAUCAAGAAUUGCAACGACUGAAAAUUGGAAUGGAAACUUUGCUGACCGCUAAUGAGGAAAAGGACCGUCGAAUUGAAGAACUCACAUUACUACUAAAUCAAUAUAGAAAGAUGAAAGAUGGUCAAACAUCAGGCAUUUGUGAGCAGAUAUCAUCAGACAGCAGUGAAGAGCUCAAUGGAACUGGAAAAAUAAGGAAUCCAGUAUAUAAAGUUCAGCCACAAAUAAUCAGAACAGAGACGCCACCUAGGGGACCAUCACCAUCUUUAGUUUCUCCUUCUUCAGUAGAAAAGGAGGUGGACAGCAGGACACAACAGAAGAUGUUAUCCAGUAGUCUAGAAGAUCUACAGAGUGGAUCACUGCAGAAGCAUGUAGUUGGCGAACCAGUAGAACCAGUUGUAUCACCAGAGAACAAAACUUAUUUUGAAAAUAAUAAAUAUCAGACACUUCCUGGGAAAUUCUCUCGAGUUAAUCAGAACGGAGACAGUGAAAAACUGAAGUCUCCAAAUUUCCAAAGAAUAAAAGAUGGUGCAGAAGAAAGUGAUUUUAGCCUAAAUCGCAGCAGGAGUGCCAGUGCUCCAGCAUUAGGCAAAACAGAGAAACUGGAUGACUCAACACCAAGUCCCUCUGACCUUUCACCCCACUCCUCUGGGGUUGACUCUGGACCGCAGUCACCAGGCUCUCCAGAGAACAAGAAGAGUCCUAAGGGGAUCAAGAAAUUUUGGGGCAAAAUUAAAAGAACUCAGUCAGGUAACCUUAAUGCUGAUGACUUGGGCCCUUCUGAAUUCCGAAGAGGUGGAUUGCGUGCAACAGCAGGCCCACGACUUGCAAGGACUACAGAGUCUGAAAGCAAUAUCAGUGACUAUACAGCUCCUUUUUCCCAGUGGAAGACUGAACAGGUCUGUAGCUGGUUGGAAGAGUUUGGUCUGGGUCAUUAUGUGAAUCUGACGAGACAGUGGGUAAAGACUGGACACACACUGCUGACAGCCACUCCUCAAGAUAUGGAAAGGGAAAUGGGAAUUAAGCAUCCCCUGCACAGAAAGAAACUUCAGCUGGCUAUUAGAUCAUUUAAUAUGAAACUGAAUGAAAAAUCAGCAGCACUGGAUCAUAUCUGGGUGACCCGAUGGCUGGAUGAUAUUGGUCUCCCUCAGUACAAAGAUCAGUUCAGUGAAGCAAGAGUUGAUGGAAGGAUGCUUCAGUAUUUGACUGUGAAUGACCUUCUUUUUCUUAAAGUUACCAGUCAGCUCCAUCAUCUCAGUAUUAAAUGUGCUAUUCAUGUGCUCCAUGUUAACCAGUUCAAUCCAAAUUGCCUGCGACGCAGACCAGGAGAUGAGCACAACACAACUCCUUCUGAAGUGGUACAAUGGUCCAACCAUAGAGUAAUGGAGUGGCUGCGUUCUGUGGAUUUGGCAGAGUAUGCACCAAAUCUCCGAGGCAGUGGCGUGCAUGGUGGGCUUAUUAUUUUAGAGCCUCGCUUCAAUUCUGAUACAAUGGCAAUGCUUUUAAACAUUCCAACACAGAAGACCCUUUUGAGAAGACACUUGACUACCAACUUCAACACAUUAAUUGGUUUAGAGGCACAGCAAGAAAAAAGAGAGUUCAUGGAAUCCUCCACAUACACAUCUCUAACAACUACUGCAAAAGUCCGGCCAAAGAAACUUGGAUUUUCAAACUUUGGACAUUUGAGAAAGAAAAAGUUGGAUGAUUCUGUUGAUUAUAUUUGCCCAAUGGACAGAGGCCAUCCUUCAGUAAAUGGAACCCCAGACUCUUAUGGAGGAGUCCGAGGACUUAGCCCAAUCUUUGACAAGGACUUGGAUGAACUGGUUCAGAUAGAGGUUACAGAAGGGACAAUGAAACAAAUUGGUGUACUCUCUGAAGGCAUCAGUAACCUUACGGUUGCAGAAGUGGACUUGGACGCAGAUUCUGUUCCCUUGGAAGAAGACAAAGAACUGGCACCCUGGUGUAUGAAGGAAACCUCUCUUUAAGUCUGCCUUGAGCUGGUGAAGAUGGGACAACUCGAGUCACAAAUGCAACCCAGGAACAUCAUUAAAGACAUAUUUAAUAAAACCAUGAAGAGCGACUUCUGCCAGCGUUUUGCCGACUGCAUUUCCUAUGCGUCCC
Erpetoichthys calabaricus (reedfish) is the source of this 3643-nucleotide messenger RNA. It is a transcript of the gene ppfibp2b, whose product is annotated as PPFIA binding protein 2b. The coding region runs from base 361 to 3507 and encodes 1048 amino acids. Lineage: Eukaryota; Metazoa; Chordata; Cladistia; Polypteriformes; Polypteridae. Gene Ontology annotation, biological process: neuromuscular junction development. The transcript is spliced from 31 exons. Gene Ontology annotation, cellular component: presynaptic active zone. The record is from RefSeq and is a predicted model, not a curated record. Gene Ontology annotation, molecular function: protein binding.